AUGGAGCUGUCGAUGAGCGGCGGCUCGCUGCGGACAUUCGGCCGGUGCGUGACCUUCCUCGCGCGCGUCGCCUCCGAGCUCGUGCUCCAGGCGCACCCCGCCAAGCUGGAGAUGCACACGCUCAACAGCUCGCGGUCGGCGUACGCUUCGGUCUCCCUAGCGCGCGACUUCUUCGACCAGUACACCCUCGACGCCGCGGCUUCGGCGCCGCCUUCCACGCCGCUGCAGUGCAGCGUCCUUCUCAAGUCCCUGCUCGCCGUCCUCCGCACGCCGCACGCCGCGCUCGACCGACUCGCCGUAUCUCUCCCAGAACCCGACGCGCCCAAGCUCCAGAUCACCCUCCACUGCCUCAACGGUGUGAGGAAGACGUACUGGAUCGUGUGCAGCGCGGAGCCUGAGGUGCAGUCGCUGUCGCUAGACCGGGGACGUUUCCCGAGCCGCCUCGCCAUCCGGCCGCGGGAGCUCGCGCGCCUGCUGUCCAACUUCCAGUCCUCUCUGCAGGAGCUCACAAUCAUCGCCACAGAUCCUGCUUCAGGGCUACUUGAUGCCGGCGGGGACGUCGGGGGCAAGGCUGUUGAGCUCCGGAGCUACAAUGACCCGACAAAAGAUGACUGUGACACUAGACUGCACACACAACUGUGGAUCGACCCUGCCGAGGAGUUCGUGGAGUUUGUUCAUGCUGGUGAUCCGGUGGAUGUCACCUUUGGGGUAAAAGAACUGAAGGCUUUUUUAACAUUUUGUGAAGGAUGUGAGGUUGACAUCCUCCUAUUCUUUGAGAAGACUGGCGAACCUGUUCUUUUGGUCCCGAGAUUCGGAUUGGAUGAUGGAGCAACUUCUGAUUUUGAAGCUACUCUAGUUCUGGCUACUAUGACUGUAUCGCAACUAUCUGACAGCAAUGAUGCCCAACAACCAGCUACAUCAGCACAACAUACGGGAGAACCAAGGGCUGCUGCUACACCAGUUCCCGAAAAUGUCUCGAACCAUACUAAAAUCUGGUCAGAGCUUUCAGGUAGUACUCCCAAAAGCUUUGAAGCUAACAGAGAAAAACAUGCCCAGACGGACAGAAAUGCAAGCACUAAUGUGCUGAAUGACACGUCAAUGCUGCCCAAUGUUACAAAUGCUCCAAGCAAGCCACCAGUUGCAGAUAAUGCAAACAAUACAAUGCAGCCUUCACGAAUGGAUCACAUGGAAGAACAUCCUGAAGUUAUCAGUGCUAUUCCUCGAUCGCAGCAUCACCCAAGCAACUGGGUAGGUGCUGAUGAUAACGAUGAUGACAAUGAAGAAGACGAGGAGCUUUUAGUCCAAACAACACCGCACUAUAUGGACUGA
Molecule: messenger RNA, 1329 nt
Organism: Miscanthus lutarioriparius
Lineage: Eukaryota; Viridiplantae; Streptophyta; Magnoliopsida; Poales; Poaceae
Source: the annotation of a GenBank genome assembly